GAAGAGCUUCGCAAGGCCGCGGAAGCAGAAGCAGCAGAAAAGGAAAGGCGGCUGCAGGAAGAGCUUCGCAAGGCCGCGGAAGCAGAAGCAGCAGAAGAGGAAAGGCGGCUGCAGGAAGAGCUUCGCAAGGCCGCGGAAGCAGAAGCAGCAGAAAAGGAAAGGCGGCUGCAGGAAGAGCAUCGCAAGGCCGCGGAAGCAGAAGCAGCAGAAAAGGAAAGGCGGCUGCAGGAAGAGCAUCGCAAGGCCUCGGAAGCAGAAGCAGCAGAAAAGCAAAGGCGGCUUCAGGAAGAGCUCCGCAAGGGGGUGGAGGCAGAAGCGGCGCUGAAGGAGCAGCGGCUUCAGGAAGAGCGCCGCAAGGCCGCAGAAGCAGAAGUAGCAGAGAAAGAAAGGCGGCUUCAGGAAGAGCUUCGCAAGGCCGCGGAAGCAGAAGCAGCAGAGAAAGAAAGGCGGCUUCAGGCCCAAGAGGAGCAAGAGAUGAUGGUGCAGCAAGCGAACGCAAGCAAGCAGAAGGCCAAUACUGAAACUUCAGCUGCAGUGCUUUCGGGUCACCAGGUGGAUUGGGACUGCCUGGAGAUCGAUGAAGCCCUCUCUGCAGAGGACCGGCUCCCGAUGGCAACACCCACUCCUCCUACGCCGCAGUCGACCAAGACGCCGUCGCUUCCAGCGGCACAACCUUCACCGCCUUCCGAU
Molecule: messenger RNA, 690 nt
Organism: Symbiodinium necroappetens
Lineage: Eukaryota; Dinophyceae; Suessiales; Symbiodiniaceae
Source: the annotation of a GenBank genome assembly